This is a messenger RNA of Miscanthus lutarioriparius, 1197 nucleotides long. The record is from the annotation of a GenBank genome assembly. Lineage: Eukaryota; Viridiplantae; Streptophyta; Magnoliopsida; Poales; Poaceae.
AUGCGGUUCCCCGUGCGCCUACCGUCGCCAUCAACCACCGCGGCCGCGGCCGCUGCCACCGUCGGGGCCGUACUCGCCGCCGUCGCGCUCCGCCGCUACCUAUCCGCUUCCCGCCACCGCCCACCUGCCUGCGUGUCCAUGUCCGCGGCCGCCGGAGCAGCCACCACGCUCGUGGCGUACGGCAAGUCAGCGCAGGAGCAGGAGCUGCUUGCCUCCGCGGCCGGUUCCGUCGCCCUAGGGGAGGGAGAGCCGGACGGUGAGGUCUCCGUCGCGCUCGCCUACGAGGGCGCGGGCUUCGACGCUGCCGUGUACAUGAGCGCGCCCGGGCGCGCCGGUUUGGGAGGUGGAUGCUCUGGACGCCCAGGAUUGGUUCCACGCAGGACCUCGUCGCGCGGUGAGUGCCCUGGGGAUUGGGCUUUCGUUUGGUCUUAUCUUAUUUUACUGUGCUUUGAUUCGGCGUCUGCUCGUGUUCGAAGGAACUUUGCAAAGCUACCGGUGGGCGUUGUGUGCGUUGCCGACGUGCAGUUCAAAGGGAGAGGCCGUUCAAAGAAUGUGUGGGAAUCACCACCGGGCUGUCUCAUGUUCUCUUUCGCAUCACAGAUGCAGGAUGCACGGAAGUUGCCCCUUAUGCAAUAUGUUGUUUGCCUUUCUAUUACCGAAGCUAUCAAGGAGCUAUGCCGUGCCAAGGGACUACCAGAACUUGAUGUGAGGAUUAAGUGGCCUAAUGAUCUCUAUCUGAAAGGAUUAAAAGUUGGUGGCAUUCUAUGUACCUCAUCUUAUGAACCCAAAGUCUACAAUAUUUGUACGGGUGUUGGUUUAAAUGUUGACAAUGCGAAGCCUACCACAUGCUUGAAUGCUGCACUUCAAGAGGCAAAUCCUACAUCACCCAUAUUGAAACGAGAAGACAUACUGGCAUACUUCUUCAAUAAAUUCGAAAAUCUAUUCGAGAUCUUCUUGAACCAAGGAUUUCAGGCUCUUGAGGAGCAAUACUAUAACUCAUGGCUUCAUUGUGGCCAGAGAGUUGUCGUACAAGAUGCACAUGAAAGCAAGUCAGGUGGUGUUGUCACCAUCCAGGGGUUAACACCAACUGGGUACUUAUACGCUAUUGAUGAGGAUAACAAAAGCUAUGAGUUGCACCCAGAUGGCAACAGCUUUGAUUUCUUCACUGGAUUGGUGAGGAGAAAGAUGGAAGCUUAG